UGGGCUCACCGGGAGACCGGGGGGAAGUGCGGGGAGCCGAGAGAACGUGUUGGUCACGACAAUGGUUUAAAUAGUCAGCUUCUGCUCGACCUGUUGAGCUCUUCCAACAGGUUGUCUGUUCCAGAUUCCAGCUUCUGCGUCCUCUUGUGUAUGGAGGAGUUAAUCUGAUGGUCUGUAAAAGAUGGGGAAAGCCAAGAAGAAGGCUGCUUCUGAUAAAGUACGGAAGAACAAGCCCACAAGAGACAUCAAGGCCAAUCCGUUUGAGGUGAAGAUAAACAAACAGAAGUUCGACAUCCUUGGCCGAAAGACAAAGCAUGAUCGUGGUCUGCCUGGAGUGUCUCGAUCCAAAUCCAUCAAAAAACGUACAGAGACUCUGCUGAAAGAGUACCAAAGCCAGGGGAAGACCAAUACAUUUAUAGACAAAAGGUUUGGUGAAUAUGAUACGGAGUUAACAGAAGAUGAGAAGAUGGCAAAGAGAUUCUCUCUGGAGCGGCAGCGCCUCCACACGAAGAAGAGCAUCUACAACCUGAACGAGGAUGAGGAUCUGACCCAUUAUGGGCAGUCUUUGGCAGACAUUGAGACCUUCAAUGACAGACCAGACAGCGACAGUGACACGGAAGAAAAAGGCAAACUCUCUGCGGAGUUCACGGCUGCCGCGCACUUUGGAGGUGGUGGCUUGUUACAGAAGAAAGCAUCUUCUAAAGGUGAUGAAGAGGAGCAGAAGCCCAAAUCCCGGAGAGAGUUCAUUGAAGAACUUAUCAUUAAAUCCAAAAAGGAGAAGCACGAGCGGCAAGUGCAGCGGGACAAGGCGCAGGAGCUGACUGAGAAACUGGACAAAGACUGGAAGGAGAUCCAUUCCCUGUUGGCUCAAAAAGGUCCUAAAAUUGAGCCAGUGGAGGAAAAGCCCAAGGCUGGAGAUUACGAUAUAAUUGUGCGAGAGUUGUUCUUCGAUGCGAAAGCACCAGCUUCUGACCGACUGAAGACCAAGGAAGAACUGGCUAAAGAGGAACAAGAAAAUCUGCAGAAACUUGAGAUGGAGCGAUUACGUCGGAUGCGUGGAGACUUUGAAGAUAAAGUUAGUAAGACACAAAAACACUUGUCUGCAGAUGACUUGAAUGAUGGUUUUAUCCUAGACAAGGUCGAUAAGCCUUGUCUUGUUUACAAGGAUGGGAAAUUAGAGCAGCCAGAGGAUGAAGAAGAGGAGCAGGGUGAUGAAAAUGAUCCGGAAAGCAGAGAGGAUGGAGACAGUGAUGAGGCUGAAGAUGAGGAAGAUGGAGAGGAUGUAGACAGUGAUGAGGGUGAAGAUGAGGAAGAGAACGAAAGUGAUGAAGAUGAGGAAAAGAAUGAAAGUGAUGAAGAUGACUAUUCUGACCUUGGGGAUGAAGAUCGGUCAGAAUUGGACUCUGAGUCUGAAAGUGAAGAGGGUAAGGGGGAAGGAGAAGGUGUAGCUGCUGAAUCCAUCCCAAGGAAAGAAAGAGCGCCAAGUGAAGAAGCAAGGAAAGCCAUGAUGGAAGCAGCCAAGGCAGAACUCCCUUUCACUUUUUCUGUCCCCAAAUCAUACGAAGAUUUGAAGUCCCUGUUGACAGGACAGGACGCAGAGAAGCAAUGCCUGAUUGUGGAGCGCAUUCGGAAGAGCAACCACCCCAGUGUUGCAGCAGAAAACAAAGCCAAGUUAGAGAAUUUCUUUGGUUUCCUGUGGGCUUAUGUUGGAGAGCUGGCAACCAGGCAGCCAGCUGAACUGAAAGUAAUUGAUGGGAUGGUGCCCCAGUUGUAUGAUUUAUCCCAGAUGUUCCCUGAAGCGGCAUGCAGUUUAGCUCAGUCUACCCUGAGGCAAAGCAUGCAGGAACUAGAGGAUCAGCUGCGAUCUAAAGGUCGGGCAUGUUUUCCUAAAUUGGACAAGCUAACUUACCUAAAAAUUACAGGGGCUCUCUUCCCGACCUCUGACUUCCGACAUCCUGUGGUGACCCCUGCGCUGGUACAUUUGAGUCAAAUGCUCACUAAGUGUUCGGUCACCUCGCUGCGGGAAGUGGCUGCUGGACUAUUUGUGUGUUGUCUCUUCCUGGAUUUUGUUUCCUUCUCAAAGAGAUUUAUUCCUGAGGUGAUCAACUUCCUUCUAGGAAUUCUCCACCUGGCCGUUCCAAGUAAAGACAACCUGGAAUACACAGUGAUCCCGCCUUUCAAAGCCGUUGGAAAAUCCUCUGAUCUGUUGGUGCAGAAGGAUACAAAGGCUGCUGAAUCGUGGGAAAUGAAACCAUUACCGAUGAGCUGGAUGCACGGGGUGAGGCCGUGCGAUGAAUUGCAAGUGGCACACUUCAGGUUCACCUGUGUGGCCAUGUGCUUCAAUCUAUGCAAGAAGUGCUGCUCCUUGUACAGGACACUACCGGCUUUUCAGGAGAUAAUUCAACCACUGGAAAAGCUUCUCACCUCCCACCUGCCCAUGAACGAUUACCCAGCUCAGCUCCAGGAAUUGUAUCAUGAGGUCCUGAGGGAAAUAAGAGACAGGCCAUCCUGCUAUCAGCCACUCACGUUCGAAAAGAAGAAGCCUGUCCCCUUAAGAUUCUUCACACCUAAAAUAGUUGAAGUCACGGACUACGGGAGAAAGCGAGGCAGCACCCAGCAAGAGAGGGAGCGGAUGAGACUCAUCCACAAGCACAAGCGGGAAUUCAAAGGAGCCAUCCGGGAAAUCCGCAAGGACGCACAGUUUCUGGCCAGGCAGAAGCUUUCCGAUAUAAUGCAAAGGGACUCGGAGAGGAAGAGGAAGGUCCAGAUGCUGAUGGGCAGCCUGGCGACUCAGGAGGGCGAGUGGAAAGCCAUGAAGAGGAUGAAGAAGAAACUCUGAAAGCAUCCUACCUGCUGCUGGAGGAAUGGCCCAGAAUUGAGAUUAAACCUUGCUGCCACCACUUAUUUAACAAAGCAACGUGUCCCAAGGCACUUUGCGGGAGUGUUCGACCAUGCGAGUCUAGUAAUGCAAGGUUAUUAAGUAACUUUUCUGUCAUCUAACCGCAGCUAAAGCCCUUAUGUGGAUGUUGUGGGUAUCAACACAUUUUAUAGCUCUCUGCUUAGUGUCAUCAGCGGUCUGGGGGGAGGCAGCCUUGCUGAACAGCUGUCUUACAUCAAGGAGGGGAAGCCUUGUUGUUUUUAGAACUUGUACAAACCAGAAAUAAAGACCAAUGGAGUAUAAAUUCCACAGCAGAUAAAGACAAGCUCAGAGCAGUCUGCUGUUGAGCUAGAUUUAUCUUUUCCAGAUGUUGCUUCACCAGCAGAUACACACACGGGGAUUCUGCAAUUGCUGGAAGCCUUGAUCAGCACACAUAAAAUGCUGAAGGAAUUCUACAAAUCAGGCCACUUCUACGGAGAGGGAAAAAACAGGCAACUUUUUGGGCCAGGAUCUUUCUUCUGGAAUGCUGAAGCUAGCAGUCGGAGUCCUGAUGAAAGGUUUUGGCCAGAAACGUUGACUGUUUUUAUUCCUCAAAUGCUGCCUGUCCUGCUGAGUUCCUCCAGCACUUUGUGUGUGUUUUAUUUCACAAGCAGUGCAGUUUUAUUUCACAAGCUGUCGCAGAGGAUUAAUCACUGUUUCCUUUUUUUAAUCAUCUGGUUCAUCUCGUUACGAUAACCCAUGGUAGGUAUUUAACCAGGCACAGGAAUGCAGUGGACAUUGCAGGGUGAGUGAGCUCCCUUCUGCAGCACACACAGAGAAGGUAAUGGCAAAAAACGAGUAAUGCACAGAAUGCAUUGGGAAAUAGGGUGCAUUUAUUGUUUGUUUUGGGCCAGCUGUCACAGAUAAUCUGUUGUAAAUGUGGUGUCCAGAGAGAACUUAAGAAGUAGAAGCAAGAGUAAAUCAUAGGGGGCCUCAGUAUUGUGGUGAUCAGUGUGACACUAUUACAGUUUGCGGCAUUAGAGUUCAAUUCCAACGCCUUCUGUAAGAAAUUUGUAUAUCCUCCCUGUGAGCGUGUGAAUUUCCACUGGGUGCUCCAGUUUCCUCCCACAGCCCAACAACCGGUUAGUAGAUUAAUUAGUCAUUGCAAAUUGUCCUGUGAUUAGGCUAUGGUAAAACAGUGGGUUGCUGGGCAGCGUGGCUCACUGGACCAAUAUCUCGAAUAAAUAGAAUAAUUUUGCUCUGCUAUCGGACACUUUUUUCCUUAUCCUUCACUUCUCCUGAUAAGCAAAACUGUCAGUCCCAGUCCUGAAUGCACACAGUAAUUAACCAAAAAACUGCACCUCCCUGAAUAAAAUUCCUCUUCACCUCCGUCCUGUUUAUUUGACAUGUUAUCCUCAAACUGCAUGUACACAUGCACACUGCACUCUCCACACCCGUUUCUGGUUUCUCCAUGCUAAGGAACCCGCCUCUUGACUUCUACAGUAAUAAUCUCCCUCAGAACCUUCGCAUCUCAAUGAAGUCACCUCUCGUUCCUCUAAACUCCGGGGACUUUACAUCAAUCUUACUCAUUUCUUAAAGUUCAUCCCCGUCAUUGCUGGAUGCAUCUUCUACACUGAUUCCACGGCAAAUGUAACUUCACUUGGGUCUAGAGACCCAAAUCUCAGUGUGAUCGAACCUGUAAGAAAGACUUGAAAUGAGGCACCCAUUUCCAACUGAACAUUCUGGCUGAUAAGUUGAAACAGCUUCACCACAAACCAUCUCUUCUAAUAAGUACUGUUUAUUAAUAUUGUUAUAAAGCCAUCAAUUGAUUACAGUUGUAUGAUAAUUGAAGUUUUACUGUCUUUACACUAUGUAACAUAGAACUUGAACAGUAAAACUUAUCACUUAUUUUUGUAAAAAUAUAAAUAAAUGUGACUGAUGG
Hypanus sabinus (Atlantic stingray) is the source of this 4799-nucleotide messenger RNA. It is a transcript of the gene nop14, whose product is annotated as NOP14 nucleolar protein homolog (yeast). Gene Ontology annotation, biological process: maturation of SSU-rRNA. The transcript is spliced from 19 exons. The record is from RefSeq and is a predicted model, not a curated record. Lineage: Eukaryota; Metazoa; Chordata; Chondrichthyes; Myliobatiformes; Dasyatidae. Gene Ontology annotation, cellular component: Noc4p-Nop14p complex; nucleolus; small-subunit processome. The coding region runs from base 182 to 2839 and encodes 885 amino acids.